Molecule: messenger RNA, 1215 nt
Organism: Trachemys scripta elegans
Lineage: Eukaryota; Metazoa; Chordata; Testudines; Emydidae
Product: basic salivary proline-rich protein 1-like
Exons: 4
Coding region: 93-932 (279 amino acids)
Source: RefSeq, a predicted model, not a curated record
GGCCCCCAGCGUAACGCAUUCCUGCCUCUUUCCACACCAGCUGGGGGGGGCAGAGCGCUCGCCUCCUGCCCCCACGUGGUGCCACACUCCUCAUGCAGAGAACGAGCGGCUCAGUUCCUGGGGUGGGCGAGCAGGGCAGAUGCCUGGCCAGGCCGAGCUGCUGCUGGAGCCCUGGAGGAGCCAGGCGCCCGCCCGGAAGCAGGGAAUGGGGCACACGCAGGAGUGACCAGGCGAAGGGCGUUGACAUGGGCAUACGGGAGUUCAGCACGGAGGGGGUGGCCUUCCUCGAUUACCCGUGCCCCCUCCCCAGCCUCCAGGCCCGGCUGGUCCAAUACAGCCUGACCCUCCACAGCAGCGUCAUGCAGGAGCGGGCCUUGCUGAAGCACCCCAGACCCCGCCGCUCACGCUCUGUGGGGGGGAGGCCUACGGCAGCCCGGCGAGGCCCCCAUGUGUUGGACAAGGCACUGCCGAUGCCCAAGGGACACCUCCAGCCGCGCUCCAUGAUCACUGCCAGCAGCAGGAACAAGUCGGGGAGCCCGACACCAGAGCUCCCAGGAGCCAGUGUGGGCCCUGAGCACAGCCAGGCAGGGGGUGGGGCGACCCUUGAGCCCAGAGGUGACCGGAAUCACCUGGACACAGCGCCACCCUCUGGCAGCUCCCUGAACACCCGAGCCACAGGUGGGCAGCACUCAGCCCCCAUGCUCCCACCAACAGACGCUCUGCCGCAGGCCAGUGCAACUCCCGGAGGUGUCAAUGGGCCUGCGGCUCCGCCCCCCCCCCACCACCCAAAGUGCAGGAGGGCCCUGGGCGCCUGGCAUGCUCGUGUCCCAACGCUGGGGCCCAGAGGGGAGCCGUGCCGGAGGGGCAGGCCCCACAGGCCUACGUGCCCACGCCCCGCACGGAGGAAGCGGCCUGGGCCGCCAGCGCCCUGACCUUCCUGCUGGUGGUGCUGACCCUCGCCAUCCUGUACACCCGGCUCCACCGCAAGUGCCAUAAGAGCCAGAGCCUCUACUGGGCCCCGGACGACGCGGGGCAGGAACCCCUGGCCGCUCUGCUCAGGAGACGGCUCCUGUCGGCCCCCAGCAGGCGCAAGAAGCGGCAGCGCCCCCAGCAGAGGCGGCUGCUGCUCCAGGGGGCGUCGAGCGAGAGCUCGGACUAGCGGGGAGCGCAUGGGCAAGACACACCUGGGGCCGGGGCUGUGCUGAAUAAAGUGUU